AUGACCAAGCGUAGUGCAGACGAAAAAAUCUCACACUAUAGGAGAAAAUUACGGAAAUUGGAAGAAAAGCAGAAGUCAUCUCGUCGAAGACGAAUAAUAUUUUCGGAUUCAGAAUCAUCAGACUCCGAAAAAAGUCACAAUGACACCGAGCCGGAGAUCAUUGUGGAAAGACCUCAAGCGGACCCUCCAAAUACUCAUCCGGCCGACGAAAGCGUCCCGCCGCUGGGAGAGGGUGCAGGGCCCAACGAGAGCGAAACCACUGAGGGCGACGCCGCUGCCCCGGAGCUUGAUCCCGAGGUGUUACUGGCGCUCGGCGCCAAGACAGAAGACGGCCCCGAGUACGGGGACAAUAUUCAUGCAAAUUUGGCACAGCUUUGGACCCCUUUGUUAAAAAAGGGCCUCACUAAGGAGGAUAAGGAAAAAUUAUUAAAAGAAUAUUUGGUGCCUCAAAAUUGUACAUUAUUGCAAGCACCCAAGCUCAAUCCGGAGAUAUCUGCAGCGAUAACUGAGAGCAGCCGAAAUCGGGACAAGAAAGUGCUCAGUGCACAGCAACAGCUAGGCGCGGGUGUAACCGCUGUCAACAGAGCAAUGGAUUUGAUUUUGAACAGCGAAAACGACAUCAAACUAAAGACUAUUAAAUAUCUUAGCGACGCAUGUCGCAUCCUUUGCGACCUGCACUAUACAGAAACACAAACUCGCAUUAAGCUCAUCACCCCAAGUUUAGACAAAAGCUUUGUGAACGUCGUUCAAGAUUCACGUCGUGAUGAGACCCUGUUCGGAAACAAAUUGUCCGAAAAAAUAAAAGCCUCGAAGACUAUAGAAAAGCAAGGUUUUCAAAUUAAGAAGACUACACCAAACCCUGCACCUUCGGCGUCUACAUCUUCCCGUCCGGCUCCACCACGGGGAAACUGGUCAGCACCUCCCCGCUACCCGAAGGGCGGCCGGGGAGGAGCCAAGAAAAAUCCGGCGCCAAGGAAGCCGCCGUCAUCAGCUCCCGCGACUGCGGCCAAGGCCACCAGCAAGCCGCAGACACGCGGACAGACACGGCAACAGUAGCGCAGAGAUCAUCAUCCAAUGUACAAGCGACUUACCCUGGGUGUCGCGAAGCUCUGCGGACGGCCUUCAUCCAGCAAGGAACCCCAGCCGCGUCAGUAGAGUUGAUGCUCGCGUCGCUCUCCGACAAUACGGUAAAACAAUACGGUUCAUCCCUCAAGUUGUGGUGGGAAUUUUGUUCGACAAACAAUAUUGAUCCUUUCAAUGGUUCAAAUGAAGCCGUCAUAUUAUUCCUUACAGAGCAGUUCAAUAAGGGAGCUAGGUACGGUACACUCAAUAGUCAUCGCUCUGCCCUCUCUUUACUAAAGAGUGACGUAGGAACGGAUGAGCGAGUUAAGCGCUUAUUAAAAGGUGUUUAUAAAUUAAAACCUACGGCGUCAAGAUAUAAUUCCACGUGGGAUCCACAAAUAGUUAUCUCUUGUGUCGCAAACUGGGUUCCUCAUGAAGAAAUUGAAAUGGAGAAACUAACAAAGAAGUUAGUAAUUUUACUAGCUUUGUGCACUGCGCACAGAGUACAAACUUUGUCUUUGAUUAAAGUUGAUAAUAUUUCUAAAAGCUUAAUGGGUAUUCAUAUUAAAAUUACAAAUUCAAUUAAAACCUCAGGCCCUGGUAGAGAACAACCGGUGCUCUUUCUCCCUUAUUUUAGAGAAAACUUGAACAUUUGCCCUGCCACAACUCUUGAUGCUUAUUUAUUUAGAACCAAGGAUAUUCGGGGCGAGAAUAAUAGUCUACUAUUAACUUACAAAAAACCAUAUAAAACUGCAUCACCGCAAACCAUCAGCAGGUGGAUUAAAACCGUUUUGUCGGAGAGUGGCGUGGAUGCGUCCGUUUUCAAAGCGCACAGCACCCGCCACGCUGCCACGUCGGCGGCGGGCGCGGCGGGCGUCUCAGUCGAGGUCAUCCGGAAGGCCGCAGGCUGGUCCCACACAUCGUGCACAUUCGCUAAAUUUUAUAAUAGAAUAGUGCUCGAU
This is a messenger RNA of Amyelois transitella, 2024 nucleotides long. RefSeq lists its product as uncharacterized. The coding region runs from base 1 to 1056 and encodes 351 amino acids. NCBI's taxonomy places the organism in Eukaryota, Metazoa, Arthropoda, Insecta, Lepidoptera, Pyralidae. The record is from RefSeq and is a predicted model, not a curated record. The transcript has 3 exons.